Molecule: messenger RNA, 847 nt
Organism: Rhizophagus irregularis DAOM 181602=DAOM 197198
Lineage: Eukaryota; Fungi; Glomeromycota; Glomeromycetes; Glomerales; Glomeraceae
Source: RefSeq, a predicted model, not a curated record
UAUGGAUCAUAUUCGAAAUGAUUGAGAAAUUCUAAAGAAUAUUCUUAAUUGUUUGGACGAGAAUCUGGCAUUGAUAUUCCAUUCUGUAAUUUCUUCAAUGAUGGAAAAUCCCCGUCAAAUCAACAAAUAAAUUCAUCCAUUGAUCGCAAAAAUUGGGAAAUAGAGUUUCAUGAAAAUUAUAUUGAACCAAAAAUUAGAAAUAUAACUGAAACGUUAGCUAAUUAUCUCGUGAAAUUAGACGAAUCUUUAGCCAAAAAUCAAAAAAAUAGUUUUAUUGAAAGUGAAAUUUGUCAGACUUUAUUUAUGGGUAAACAAUAUAGAGAAGUGAAUUUACCAACUUUAUGGAGAUCAAUCGGAAUUAUUAAUUUCAAUAGCUUCCGUGCUUAGUAUAUGAGUAAUAUGGCAAACGAAGAUAAUUAUCCAUUCCUUUCGAUACUUUUCAAAUAUUCUGGACAGUUAGAAUUACUCAAACAUCUUUUGCCUAUUGUAAAAUUUGUUCAAAUUUUGAAUUCUAAACUCGGCUAUCAUUUAACAAGACAAAAUGCGAAAGAGAUGGACUUCAAAACAUUCUUAGAAAAAGAAUCCGAUGAUGAUGAAAAUCAUAAUAGCUUGAAAACCGCAUUCGAAAAGGUGGAAUGCAGUUAUACCUUUUGUAAACCGAUAUCAAUGUCAUGACCUUCCAAAAGAGAAACCAAAAAUAAAUUAUAGACUUCCAGUAGUUUAUGGUUUAAUGGAAUCAAAGGAUACGGGAAUUUUUUUAUGUGCAAUAUUAGAUUAUUUAGUGCACAUACCAAAUAACUUCCUCGAGGAAGUUAUGGUAAUCCCACCUGGAACUUGUAAAUCUCUC